This is a messenger RNA of Pseudovirgaria hyperparasitica, 1191 nucleotides long. RefSeq lists its product as uncharacterized. Gene Ontology annotation, biological process: adenylate cyclase-activating G protein-coupled receptor signaling pathway. Lineage: Eukaryota; Fungi; Ascomycota; Dothideomycetes; Acrospermales; Acrospermaceae. Bases 1 to 1191 code for a protein of 396 amino acids. Gene Ontology annotation, cellular component: plasma membrane. The transcript has a single exon. The record is from RefSeq and is a predicted model, not a curated record. Gene Ontology annotation, molecular function: G protein-coupled receptor activity.
AUGCCGCCCGUCCCCCUCGCCGUCUCCCUCCCCACCUUCAUCGGCAGCCUCUGCUCCACCCUCGCCUCCCUCUUCAUAAUAACCUGCUACACCAUCCUCCCGCCCCCCUCCAAACACUUCCGCCACGCCCUCAUCCUCAACCUCCUCAUCGCCGACCUCUCCAACGCCCUCUCCAACGUCCUCUCCGGCGCCGCCGUCCUCGCCCGCCACGGCAAAGUCAUCCCCGCCGGCCGCCUCUGCACCGCCUCCGGCUUCCUCAACCAACUCACCAUCCAAACCAUCGACUUCAGCAUCAUCGCAAUCUCCCUCGCCGUCCUCUGGACCAUCAAGCGCGGCGGGGUGGCCGCAAACGGCGGGCUUUUGCGCGCGCCCAGCACAGCGGCGACAAUCUGCGUGUGCGUGUGCGUGUGGGUGCCUGGGCUGACGACGGCGUCGGUGGCGCUGGGGAUCGGGGCGUUUGGUCCUGUGAGUGGGAAUUGGUGCUGGAUUAGGCAGGAACUGUUGUUGGAGAGGUAUGCGCUGACGCAUGGGUGGCGGAUUGCGAUUCUGCUGGGGACGGUCGGGAUUUAUACGUUUAUUUAUGUGCAUUUGAAUCGGGUUUAUGGGGGGUUGAGUUUGUCGAGUGGGGUUUCGGUGGAGGUGGUGGAUGGGGUGGAGGAGGUGGUUGGGUUGACGAGGGUGGAGACGGAGGGGGAGGGGGAGGAUGUGGGUGUGAGGAUGGGCGGUGUGGGUGCGAAGGGCGUGGGUGAUGGGAUUGGGAUUGGGAUUGGGAUUGCGAGUCCUGCUGCUGUCGCUACACCUGAACUACGCGCUUCAACCACAACGACAACGACAACGACAUCGACAGCAACACGCUGCUUCAACGCCUCCGUCGCCCACUCCGCCGCCGUGUCGCGCCAGCGCGAGCUGAAGCGCAUGCUGCUCCUGAACGGCUACCCGGCCAUGUACAUCAUCCUGUGGAUCCCGGGCAUCCUGAACCGCGUGGUCGAGAGCACGGCGGGCAAGUCGCCGCUGUGGCUGACGGCGCUGCAGGCCACGACGCAGUUUGUGGGUGUGGCGAACGCGGUUACGUAUGGGUAUAAUGAGGGCUUGAAGAGGCAGCUUGGGGAUCAGUGGCGGGUGUGGAGGGGGAGGAGGGGGAGGGCGAGGGAGAGGGAGAGGGGGGUUGGGUGGAGGGAUGUUGAGGGGUGA